GGUUGGGGCUGCAGGCAUGCUCCGCUGGGCUCGCGCUUGGAGGCUCCCCCCUGGGACGCUCACCUCCUCCAAUCCCAGCUUCUUCAGGGUGCCUGUCGCACCCGGCGGCGGCGGCGGCGGCGGCCGAGGGGACGCCGAACCCAGACCGCUGCCGCUUUCCUACAAGCUUCUGGACGGGGAAGCGGCCCUCCCGCCCAUCGUCUUUCUGCACGGGCUCUUCGGCAGCAAAACCAACUUCAAAUCCAUCGCCAAGGCCUUGGCCCAGCAGACAGGCCGGAGGGUGCUGACAGUGGAUGCUCGGAACCAUGGCGACAGCCCCCACAGCCCAAACAUGAGCUAUGAGGCCAUGAGCCAGGACCUGCAGGGCCUUCUGCCCCAGCUGGGCCUGGUGCCCUGCGUCCUUGUUGGCCACAGCAUGGGAGGAAAGACAGCCAUGCUGCUGGCACUACAGAGGCCAGAGUUGGUGGAACGUCUCAUUGCUGUGGACAUUAGCCCAGUGGAGAGCAUGUUUGUCUCACACUUUGGAAUCUAUGUGGCAGCUAUGAAGGCCGUAAACAUCCCAGAUGAGGCACCUCGUUCCCAUGCCCGAAAACUGGCCGAUGAGCAGCUCAGCACUGUUGUCCAGAACAUGGCCGUGCGGCAGUACCUGCUCACCAACCUGGUGGAGGUAGAUGGGCGCUUCGUGUGGAAGUUGAACUUGGACGCCUUAGCCCAACACAUGGACAAGAUCUUAGCCUUUCCAGCACGACAAGAAUCUUACCCCCGGCCAACCCUCUUCCUCCUAGGUGGAAACUCCCAGUUUGUGCAGCCCAGCCACCACCCUGAGAUUAGACGGCUCUUCCCUCGGGCCCAGAUGCAGACUAUACCUAAUGCUGGCCACUGGGUCCAUGCUGACCAGCCACAGGACUUCAUUGCGGCCAUCCGAGGCUUCCUGGUUUAAGAGUUGCUGGCAAGAGGGGGCACAAACCCUCAGGUUUCAAGACACUCCAGCCUGUUCCACAUUUCUGCACAGAAGGACUGAAGUGGACACUGAGAGGGCACGAGGUUACAGAGGUGUCAGGCUUCCAGCUUUUUUUAUUUUUUUAUUUUUUUUUCAAGCUUUAAUGAAUAAAGACAGUGUUCCCAAA
Messenger RNA from Galeopterus variegatus (Sunda flying lemur), 1127 nucleotides. RefSeq names its product abhydrolase domain containing 11 (gene ABHD11). The transcript is spliced from 6 exons. Gene Ontology annotation, cellular component: mitochondrion. Bases 17 to 940 code for a protein of 307 amino acids. The record is from RefSeq and is a predicted model, not a curated record. NCBI's taxonomy places the organism in Eukaryota, Metazoa, Chordata, Mammalia, Dermoptera, Cynocephalidae.